This is a messenger RNA of Plutella xylostella (diamondback moth), 928 nucleotides long. The record is from RefSeq and is a predicted model, not a curated record. Lineage: Eukaryota; Metazoa; Arthropoda; Insecta; Lepidoptera; Plutellidae.
AUGUCCGGUGCAAUAGGCCACAUUUCGGUUUUUGACCAUAAUUCAACGGAUUGGCAAAUUUUCCUAAGUCGUUUGAAGCAGUACCUAAAAUUGAACGAUAUAAAGAAGGAAAACCAAAGUGCUUUAUUGCUAACACAUUUGUCGGACGAAACGUACAGGUUAGCUAGGAACCUCGUGCAUCCCAAGAACAUCGAGGAAGUCACAUUUGAGGAACUAGUUAAGGAGCUCAGCAGUCAUUUCACUCCAAAAAGGUGCAACUUCGCCGACAGGGCGAGGUUCUACGAAGCGAGCAGGGCAGGUGGCGAAAGCGUGGAGGCAUGGGCGGCGAGGUUAAGGGGCCUCGCUAUUCUGUGCGACUUCGGCAGCGAGCUCGAGGUCCUGCUACGGGACCGGUUCGUACUCGGGAUGAGUAUGGGCCCGGAGCGGGACCGGCUGUUCGAGACGGACGCGGCCACGAUAACCUUCAACAAGGCGUUGGAGCUGGCGCAGCAGGCGGCGUGUGCGCGACAGGCGCGCGCGGCCGCCGUGCCGCUCAAGGAAGAGCCCGUGUUCCGGGCAGGCGUGAGUCCAGGUGGCGCAGAGCCGCGCCGCUGCUCCGCCUGCGGCUUGAAGAGCCAUACGGCUGAUAAGUGUCGUUACAAAAAGUUUCGGUGUCAACAGUGUGGUGAGAGAGGUCACCUUAAGAAAGUGUGUUCAAAUAAAAAGAACCAUAGGCUUCUUAACAGUGUCAGUGUCGAAACGGGGUCGGGGUCGACAUCCGCAGGGGCGCAAGUUGACGUUGAGGAGCACACUUGCCGCGAGUGUGAGCUUUACAAUUUGAGGAUUUCAAAAUAAUGUUGGAGGAGUGCUACGCAUGUGCGUGCGCACACACACAUAGAUAUGGUUGUCCAGUGUAUGUAUCUUCAGUGGAAUACAGAGCUUCACACAG